AUGGAUUCUCUACCCUUGGUCCUUUUAGUUUGCAGAUCAGCCUUCAAAGCUGAUCUGCAGUCCACACCGGCAGAGUUGACUUUCGGUCGCACAUUGUGUUUUCCAGGAGAAAUGGUGGAACUGACUCUAUCAACCGACUUCAACUACGGUGACUACGCAGCUCGUUUAUUACAUCGUAUGCGGCAGUUGCAUACUCAACCACCUCGCCAGCAAACACCCCUGGCCUACCUCCCCCCAGCUUAG
Echinostoma caproni is the source of this 243-nucleotide messenger RNA. NCBI's taxonomy places the organism in Eukaryota, Metazoa, Platyhelminthes, Trematoda, Plagiorchiida, Echinostomatidae. The record is from the annotation of a GenBank genome assembly.